Doryrhamphus excisus (bluestripe pipefish) is the source of this 7493-nucleotide messenger RNA. RefSeq names its product phosphatidylinositol-3,4,5-trisphosphate-dependent Rac exchange factor 1 (gene prex1). Gene Ontology annotation, molecular function: protein binding; guanyl-nucleotide exchange factor activity; GTPase activator activity. Gene Ontology annotation, biological process: regulation of signaling; intracellular signal transduction; positive regulation of GTPase activity. Gene Ontology annotation, cellular component: plasma membrane. NCBI's taxonomy places the organism in Eukaryota, Metazoa, Chordata, Actinopteri, Syngnathiformes, Syngnathidae. The record is from RefSeq and is a predicted model, not a curated record.
CAGAAUAAAGUUGCAAUUUCUAGAAAAUUAGUUUGGGGAAGAAGUUCUAUUCUCAUGAGAAUAAAAAAACUUUGAGUUGAAGGCAGUUGGAUUUGUCAGUUGGUGAACAAGGAAGGCGGUAACCAAGUACACCGCUCCAGGGCAAAAUACUAUAAUAAUUACUUUUGUAAAGUAGCUAUGCCAGGGAACAAAAAGAUGCAAUCAUGUCACUAAAACAACAUUAGUAGUCAUUUAUGUCAACAAGAAAAGGACUAGUGAACAAUAAUCAUUUAUUUAUGUCAAUACUAUAUAUCAACAAUCAUGGAAGAAAAUGGCAAUAACAACCAAUGGCCACUAGAGGGCACUUUAUCAACAAUUACAGUAUCUGCUUGGUAGAUGUCAUGAUUAGGACUGUUCAGAAUGCAUUUGAAUAAUAUUUUGAAAUAGUUAAACGUACUUUUUAUGAAGUAACUGACCAAAUAGUAAAGAUGACAUGGAGACAACAGACAAAGAAUGAUGCUUAGCGAAGGAUGAAAGUAAUCCUAACGUGACAACACAAAGCAUUUUAAACUUUACAGCAAUAAAGCAGUAACAUUCUUUUAACAAUAAAUCACCACGCCAUUUUAAACAAUCAAACAAUAUAUUUAAUGUACUGAAAUUAUUAAUAUACUGCAACGUGCACCCCCAAAAGAUUGACUAUCCAAGACAGCACUCAUGUUUCUUAUAGAGGAUCUUUGUAAAAAAAAAUGGUAGCAGUAUGUUCUUAACUCCUGUCAAACCGAGGCUCUCCAUUUCCACGCAAUCCGACUGUGGGUUGGUGAGACAGUGGGUGUCACCGCUAGAGGUGGCCCCCUGCCCGCUUUGCCUGAGCGUGAAUGAAGCGGCGGCUCCUCCUCCAGUGUCAGCUGUUGUGCAGCGUUAGUUGCGUGUUGGUGGUUUGUUAGUAGCGGAGUUUGGUGUCGGUUCUCCUCACAUGAGCGGACUCUUCCAUUCUUGGUAUCCGAGCUUCACGUGUUGCUGAGCGGCAUAGCGAGACUAGCAUCUCCGCCCCCCCUUGUCCCAACCAAGGAGGUCUUUUUACAGUGGAUUAUUCGAGAUGGACUAAAGGAGAACUAAGAGCGGAUACUCACCGUGAGAAGACUACUCCCCCCCUGCUCCUAGUUGCGUUUUUUAGGAGCAGAUCAUGGAGGAGGAAGACGUGCAUCUGGAGAACGCUGUCCACGCCGUCAAGGAGUCCGACCGACAGCAGCGACUCCGGCUGUGUGUUCUCAACGAGACGCUAAACACGGAGAGAGAUUACGUACGGACUUUGCUUUUCCUCCAGUCGGCGUUUUUGGACAGAAUCAGGGAAACGGCAGAUGGCCAACAGUGCCUCUCACCUGAACAUGUCAAGAUUUUGUUUUCCAACAUUGAGGACAUCCUGGAAUUGCACAAAGAGGUGUUGUCGUCGGUGGACGCCGUCCUGCAGCCUGAACCCCAGCCUCACCACGCGCUGGGACACGUGUUUCUCCAAUUUAGGGAGCGUUUCUCGGUGUACGGAGAAUACUGCAGCAACCACGAGAAGGCUUUGCGACUCCUCAUGGAGCUCAACAAGAUCCCCCACAUCAGGACCUUUCUUCUGCACUGUAUGCUACUGGGAGGCAAGAAAAGCACAGAUAUCCCCCUGGAGGGCUACCUUCUCACUCCCAUCCAGAGGAUCUGCAAGUAUCCUCUGCUACUCAAGGAGCUGCUGAAGCGCACCCCAAAGAAGCAUGCCGACUACCCCGCCGUGGAGGAGGCUCUGCAGGCCAUGAAGGCCGUCUGCUCCAACAUCAACGAGACCAAGCGUCAGAUGGAGAAACUGGAGGCGCUGGAACAGCUGCAGUCUCACAUUGAAGGCUGGGAGGGUACCAACUUAACAGAUAUCUGCUCAGAGUUGCUGCUUCACGGAAAUCUCCUCAAAAUCUCAGCGGGCAACAUUCAAGAGCGUGUCUUUUUCCUGUUUGAUAACCUUCUGGUCUACUGUAAAAGGAAGUCCAGGGUUUCUGGAAAGAAGUCCACCAAAAGGACCAAGUCUAUCAACGGCCCCCUUUAUGUGUUCAGGGGCAGAAUCAACACAGAGGUGAUGGAGGUGGAAAAUGUGGAGGAUGGAACAGCCGACUAUCACAGUAACAACUACACGGUGACAAAUGGCUGGAAGAUCCACAACACGGCUAAAAACAAGUGGUUCGUCUGCAUGGCCAAAACAGCGGAGGAUAAGCAGAAGUGGUUGGACGCCAUCUUGAGAGAGCGGGAGCAGCGAGAGAGCCUCAAACUUGGAAUGGAGCGGGACGCCUACGUAAUGAUUGCGGAGAAAGGGGAGAAGCUCUAUCACAUGAUGAUGAGCAAGAGCCGCCACCUCAUUAAGGACCGACGCAGGAAACUGAGCAUCGUGCCCAAGUGCUUCAUGGGAAACGAGUUUGUUUCGUGGCUGAUUGAGAGCGGUGAGAUCAGUAAACCUGACGAGGGGGUCAACUUAGGACAAGCUUUGCUGGAAAAUGGCAUAAUUCAUCAUGUGUCGGACAAACACCAGUUCAAGAACGAGCAGGUUUUGUACCGCUUCCGCUACGAUGACGGCACCUACAAGGCUCGCAGCGAAAUGGAGGACAUCAUGUCAAAGGGCGUCAGGCUGUACUGCCGCCUUCACAGCCUCCACAUGCCUGUCAUCAAGGACAGGGACCAUCAUUUGAAAACGUUUAAAUCCGUGGUGCCUGCUUGCAAACUUGUGGACUGGCUCCUCUCACAGGGAGACUGCUCCACCAGAGAGGAUGCUGUGACACUGGGUGUGGGUCUCUGCAACAAUGGCUUCAUGCAUCACGUCCUGGAGAAGAGCGAGUUCAAAGACGAGUCUCAGUUCUUUCGCUUCUAUGCCGACGAGGAGACGGAAGGAACCAGCACCAAGAGCAAGCAGCUCCAACGCAAUGACUUCAAGCUCAUCGAGAACAUUCUGGUCAAGUCUCUCGUGAUUCACCCUGAGGAGGAGGACUACGGCUUUGAGAUCGAGGAGAAAAACAAGGCUAUUGUGGUGAAAUCUGUCACCAGAGGCUCACAUGCUGAGAUGGCCGGUUUGCAGGUUGGCAGGAAGAUCCACUCCAUCAAUGAAGACCUGUUGUUCCUCAGGCCCUUCUCUGAGGUGGAGGCCAUGAUCAACCAGGCCUUCUGUAUACGGCGCUCCCUGCGUCUGCUUGUCACGACCAAGGCCAAGGAGAUUGUGAAGGUCCCUGACAACCCAGACAGCCUUUCCUUUCGACUCAGUGGCUCCACCCCUCCCCACGUCCACGCUGUAAGGAAAGGCUGGGAGGCUGCGGGGGCGGGGCUUCAGCCCGGUCAGGUCAUCCUGAAGGUAAACGGCCACAACGUCAACCGUGGUGACCACCAAGAGGUUCUGGAGCACUUCAGCGCACAACACAGACACAUCCAGCCGUCUCAUGUGUGCGAGUGGGUGUACCGCACAUUUGAAGAUGUGGAGGAGCUUCAGAGCAGACAGACCACAUCCGAGAAGGUUGAAAGCCCAUUCGGGCCGUACCCAGUGGAAAAUGGGUCUGACCACGAGGAGGAGAAUGGGACCAAUGGAACAGAUUACAGACUGGGUAGCCUUUCCCUCUCAGACGACACGCCCCUGGUCAGCUUGACCGUGGAUAAUGUCCACCUGGAGCACGGGGUCCUCUACGAAUACGUCAGCACCGCCGGGAUCAAGAGCCACGUCCUGGAGAAGAUUGUGGAGCCCAAGGGUUGCUUCAGCCUCACAGCUAAAAUCCUCGAGGCCUUUUCCAGUGACGACAGCCUCUUUGUUAGCAACUGCAGCCAGCUCAUCUCCCAGAGCGACAGGGUGGUCACCAUGCCUCAGUACGAGUUCAGGCACAUCUGUGACACCAAGCUGGCGAGUAUUCGACGCCGCAUCAGCAGCUAUCAGCAGUUUUCCCUGGAGCUGCGAAACAUGGCCUGGCCCACCUUCAGGCAGGCUAGCGUCCGACCGCACCCGUUGGGCUGCAUGGACUUCGUCCCCACCAACUGCCAUGUCAACGUGAUGCAGGUCUCCUACCCCAAAAGUGCUACCUCGGCAGGAAGGACCUUCAGCAUUCGCUUUGGACGCAAGAACUCCUUGUUUGGCCUGGACCCGGAUCAAGCCCAACUGAACCCCAUGUCGCACACACAGCAUUGUGUAACAAGCAUGGGAGCUGCUUCCUGGAAUUCAUCAGGCCUGGACGGCGAAGACGGAGACGAGUCCGUGAACGGAGAGGAAAGCCUGAUGGAGAGCCGGAGUCAAGGAGAAGGAGGUUUGAGCUUCUUGCUCAAACAGGAGGACACGGAGACGCAGGACGCGUAUCUUCACUUAUACAGCCGCCUGGACGUCGCCGUCAGGGAAAUGCGGCAAUACGUGGCUCAGAUAGACGUCCUCCUGUCGUCCAUCACGGAGCCCACACAACCCCAACCGGGCGUAGGGACGGAGACCGCCGUCUAUGAGUCGGGCCAGCCGCCCUCGCUGGGCCCCUGUGAGGAAAACUGCGACCAGGACAAAGUGGAGCAAGGUGGCAUCAAGAGAGUUUGCUUUAAGGUGAACGAGGAGGACCAGGAAGACUCGGGUCAUGACACCAUGAGCUACAGGGACUCCUACAGUGAAUGCAACAGCAACCGGGAUUCUGUUCUGUCCUACACAAGUGUGCGGAGUAAUAGCUCCUACCUGGGGAGUGACGAGAUGGGAUCAGGAGACGAGUUGCCGUGUGACAUGAGGAUCCCCUCAGACAAGCAGGAUAAGCUGCACGGUUGCCUCGAGCAUCUUUUCAACCAGGUUGACUCUAUUAACAGCCUCCUCAAAGGAAGCGUCAUGACCAAAGCCUGUGAGGAGACCAAGCACUUCUACUCCGACCACAGCCAGCCAGAGUUUCGACAAACAGAAGACUGGACGCUUCGCUGUCGGUACGUUAUACACAAGAACAUCCAGGAGGAUCCUUGGAACCUUCCUAGUUCCAUCAAAACCCUGGUGGAGAGCCUGCAGAGAUUUGUGGAUGACGGGAAGAACCAGCUUCUCCUGGCCCUGCUCAAAUGCACAGACACAUCACUGCAACUGCGACGCGACGUCAUCUUUUGCCAGGCCACCACGUCUGCCGUGUGCACGCUGGCUGAGCAGCUGCUGUCGGCAUUACGUUAUCGCUUCAACAACGCCGGCGAGUACCAGGAGGACAGUAAGGAGACCAGCCGCAAGUGGCUGGAGCAAGUAGCUGCCAUUGGUGUGCUGCUGCACUUUCAGUCCACGCUAGCGCCACAUGUGAAAGAGGAGAGGACCAUGCUGGAAGACACCAAGGCGGCUCUGUCAGACUUGGACAAAGUGACAGUGUUCUUCAGGCAACUGGAGGAUGAAUGUCUGGUUGCAAACUCCCCCGUGUGCUACCAGGUAGAAGGCAGCCGUCAGACCCUGAAGGUGACGCUCUACCUGGACAGCUGCCACUUCAGCGAGCUGCCCAGUCGGCUGCAAAACGGAGGCAGCCUCAAACUGCACACUGUUCUCUUCACCAGAGCCCUGGAGCGUCCGGAGGGAGUGUCCCAGCAGGACUACACCGCAAUGGAGGAGCUCCAGCAGCGCACCAAUGCUGUCUCCUUGGAGAAAGUUAAAACCUACUACCGUAAACUCAGGGCUUUCUAUUUGGAGAAAUCGAACCUCCCGACAGACUCAAACACCACAGCUAUGAAGAUCGAUCAGAUACUGGGCCUUGAGGUUAGAGAUCUUCGACCCAAGAUUGCAAAACUUCUGCGCCCGCUCAACACUUUGGACGACCUUUGCCGACUGAUGCAGUCCUACGUCAACGUGCGUCCGGGCGCCCACGGUCACCCUUCAGGUGUCAGCAUGCUGUGCGUGUCCUCGGAGCUGUGCAAUCGCCUGGGAGCCUGCCACAUCACCAUGUGCGCCACGGGCAUGCAGAGGAGUACUUUAUGUGUGACACUGGAACAAGCCAUGAUCCUGGCUAGGAACCAUGGUCUCAUGCCGCGAUGCAUCAUGCAGACUAUGGAUAUCAUGCGGAAACAGGGGGCCCGAGUGGAGCUCUCUGCAAAAAAUCUCAAAGUGAUGGACCAGAUGCCGCCAACGGCACCAAGACUCUUCAGGCUAUGUUUGCCGCCCUCGGAUGGCGAACUCUAACACUCCACAUCCAGACAGAACUGCUGUCACGGGGAUGAUUAUUCCAACAUUUUAGGAAAGACCUGGAUUAACCAAACUACCUUUAGCCAACAUCCGGUUGUCCCAUUUUUGCCUCGGACUGCUUUUUUUUUUUUUUUUUUUUGUGGGGGUGGCGUUCCACAGGGCUCAAUGCUUGAUCCCCUUAAAUGAACAGUAUUCAUGUAUGACUGCUGGCUGGAUGGAAGCAGGAUGUAAAGUUUGGAUUUUUUAGGGGCGGGUGAAGCCCAUGUGCAUGUGGUUACUGUGCAAUUACUGUAGGCUUAGUGUGAGUCAUGUACUGCGGCACUAUAUGAAGGAUAGUAAAUUAUUUAUUUUGUCCAAUUUUAAUCCCUUUAAUAACUUAGCAGGUUGUAAAGAAUCCAAUAGCAUUCCAGCUGCCCGUAUUGAACAGUAUUUAAAGGACCAAUCACCUGUCAUUUAUGCUUUGUUUAUUGUAUUUAUGUGUGGAUUUGGACUAUUUUGUCUUAAGUUCAUAUUCAGGGAUUUUAAGGCUGCGUUCACACUUGUGGUUCGGUACUUUGGUCCGGACCAAAAAUUAAAAAAAAAUAUGCUUAGUGUGUACUUUAGUACAGCUGGCUUAGUUUUCACUUUGGUAUAUCUAAAAUAAGUUCACUUGUUUGGUACAGUUGAUCGCACUUAACAAAGCAAACUGUACUAGCAAAGCAAACACACCCGUUUUUAACCAAACCAUAAAUGACAAGUGUGAACGCACCCAACAGGAGCUAGCUACAUCAGAAUCAGGAUGGGUAAAACGAAACAAAACCACAUAAGGUAAGGACAGGUAGGGGGUUAUUUAAUCAUUAGUAAAUUAUUAAUAUAUUAAAUUAAAAUGUACUACCUGAAGGAUUACCUUCUGAUUAUUGUUUUGAGACUUACUAGGCUCAAUUGUCAUGACAGUGUUAGCAAAAAGUACUGUAAAGUGUUGUAGAGUCACCAAACAAAGGGAUCAUUGACGUAAAGUGUUUUUUUUUGUGUAACAAAUGUUAAAAAGCAGCCGCUACACAUUAAAUCCCAUUCUUUUUUUUUAAAUUUUUUUAAUGUUGUACACAUUUUUUUAAUCAACGCAGGACUGAAUCAGGACUCAAACCUCAUCCAAUUUGGCUUCAGUGUGAACAAUGUAAAACUCCCUAAGGGCAACUAAUGAUGGCAGCGUGACUGAUGACGACGCCUUGUAUUUGACAUCAUUCUAAUGUUUGUUUUUCUAUACUGUACACGAUAUUUACGUGAAUUGCAAUUUGACCUUGCUUGACAAUAACUGUACAAAGUUGUUUCUAAAAUGAUUACUGUAAAUCUUAACAAGCUAGGAAAUAAAACAUUCCCAGUA